AUGUUGCAUCCUAGUAUUGGAAGUCCAGAAAGUGACUUGUACGAAGUUGAAAAAAUUAUUGGAUUUCGGAAGAAUGAGACAACUAAUCGGAACGAAUAUCUAGUACGUUGGAAGGGAUAUGACAAAUCUUUUGAUAGUUGGGAAGCGUACAAGAAUUUGAAAUCAUGUACUUCAAAACUAGACGAGUUCUGUGACCGCAUUCUGGAACGAUGUGGUGAACAUGUACGGCACAGAGAGAAAACUGGUUCAGAAUCCGAUGAUUCUGAUCUUGCAAUGACUUCUAGUGACGAUGAAAAAGAAAAGCGAGUGAAAAGAGUUUUCCCCCGGAAAGAGGAAUCAGGUAUGGCCUUAGGAUGGCGACCGAGAAGGAUAUUAGGUUGGAGGCGGUCUUCUGGUCAUGAUACUUAUUUGGUGGAGUAUAAACACAAAAGGCAAGUGGAACAUAUAUCAGCAUCCUAUGUUACUAGAAAGUAUCCGAAGUUGGUCAGGAAGUUCCAUGACAGUAUUGGGAAGCACUAUCUACACCGGUCUCACUCGGAAUGA
Enterobius vermicularis (human pinworm) is the source of this 543-nucleotide messenger RNA. NCBI's taxonomy places the organism in Eukaryota, Metazoa, Nematoda, Chromadorea, Rhabditida, Oxyuridae. The record is from the annotation of a GenBank genome assembly.